Cylindrotheca closterium is the source of this 2106-nucleotide messenger RNA. The record is from the annotation of a GenBank genome assembly. Lineage: Eukaryota; Bacillariophyta; Bacillariophyceae; Bacillariales; Bacillariaceae.
AUGUUCAGCAAUGGAGCUGAAGUCUCAAAUGCGUCUAAUUCUAGGCUGGCCUUGGAGGAAUCUAAAGUGUCGUCUGAAAACGAUGUCGCAGGCUGCAUCAGGGCACUUCCUCAACAAUCAUCGUCGCUUAGCCAUGAUUCGUCUAGCAGUCAAUCUAAAACUCCGAGAUUUAAUUCUAAGAAUCUUCGUUCCAAUCUCACGCGAGAACAAGGUGAUAGGGAUCCAUUAUUCUUUUACGAAGUCGUGAACACUCUUGGAGCAGGGAGCAUGGGAUCCGUUGCAAGCGUUCGUAAGCGGACAGGCGUUAUUGGUGGAUCCGCGAGAAUCGGUAUUCAGGAAGCAGUCAAGCGACAAAAACGCAACAAGGAGUGCUUGGAGAUUCCAGUCAUAGGCAAUUUUCUACGUUGCUGCCUCGACGGUGACUUGGUUUUGGCUGGUCAUAGCUCGAGGAGAAGUCUAUUUGUUCGUGCGUCGGAGCAAGCUAGCAGCCUCAUGUGGCCAGUUAGCGAGCAGCAGCCAUCAGUGUUGUCCUCUAUUUCAAUUUACGACUCAUAUCAGGGGAGCAAUAAAUCUGCCGGUAACGCGAAACUCAACAGUGACAUCAUUUAUGCAAUGAAAUCUAUUCACUUGAACCGUGUUACUGAUGCAUCCUUUGUCUCGGAACUGAGAAAUGAAAUAAGUAUUUUGAAGCAACUUGAUCACCCACACAUUGUUCGAGCGAUGGAGACAUUUGAGCACCGUAACCAGAUUUUUAUCGUCAUGGAGCUGUGCUCUGGUGGUGACUUGUACAGCCGCGAUCCGUACACCGAGGAAGAUGCGGCUCGAAUUCUUUCUUCAGUGUUGGGUGCGCUUUCCUAUAUGCACAGCAGAGCUAUAGUACAUAGAGACUUGAAAUAUGAGAAUAUCCUAUUCGUCAAUGACUCGCCUAAAGCAGAGAUCAAGCUUAUCGACUUUGGUUUAUCAAAAGUUUAUGGCGACAAUGCUCAGCUAACCGAGGGAGUUGGAACUAUCUACACGAUGGCCCCAGAGGUUUUAAAAGGCUCGUACACAACAAAGGCCGACGUUUGGUCUGUUGGUGUUAUCGCUUACAUGCUUAUGUCGUCUCAAAUGCCUUUCUACGGCAGAAAGCGACGGCAUAUUGUUGAGCAAAUCUUGAGUUGUCAAUUUGACUUUCGAGGCCGUCGAUGGAAGCGGAUAUCAGACCCAGCAAAGUCUUUUAUAGAAGAUCUACUUGUUCUCGAUCCAGACGACCGUUCUGAUGCCAAAAGCGCACUGUCCUGCUCGUGGCUGAACAAGCGGUUUGCUUCAACAACACGGGAGCCACUGCAGGAAGAGGAAAAUAUGGCUCGCUCUGCUAUGCUUCGGUAUGCUGGAUAUACAAAACUUAAAAAAAUGGCUUUGAUGGUUGUUGCGCAUAGGUCCAGUACCGACGAAAUUGGAAUACUGAGGAAGGUAUUUCAAAAGUAUGAUUCACGGCGUGACGGAUCAAUAACUUUUGGAGAGUUCUGUCGCGCCCUCGAAGAGUUUGGACAUUCUGAAGAGGAUCUCGAGAGGAUGUUCCAGGCUGUUGAUUUGGAUGGCUCUGGAAGAAUACGAUAUACCGAGUUCCUAGCUGCGACAAUAGAGGCACAGGGUGCAAUUAGCGAGGAGCGGCUUGCAGAAGCUUUCGAUCGUAUCGAUUCUGAUGACUCGGGUUACAUUUCGGCUCAAAAUUUAGCAGAGAUGCUGGGCCAGGACUUUCCAGCAGAUGAGAUCAAUUCAAUAAUUCAAGAAGCUGACUUGACAAAGGAUGGCCUUAUAUCCUACGCCGAGUUUCUUGCUCUGUGGGAAACAAAAAAUGAAGAGACCCGUGAUCUACAGCUGAAACUACUUGGUACCCCUCUACAGCUUAGCGAGUUUGAGUUUCUGUCGUAUCGAGAAUCAAAAUGUAGUGUCGACGAGAGUUUUACGAGCGUCGAUGGAAUGAAUGGGAGGGCUAGUUUCAUUGUAGGGAAACAUGGAAACUCAAGGCAAACAAAACUUCCAUACGAUGGGAAUGAAGGCGAACCAAGCGGAGAACAUGCGACAUUAGAAGAGGCUUUCUUGACGAAAGAUUACAUUCCUUAG